This is a messenger RNA of Lytechinus variegatus (green sea urchin), 3009 nucleotides long. It is a transcript of the gene kat14, whose product is annotated as cysteine-rich protein 2-binding protein-like. Bases 109 to 2535 code for a protein of 808 amino acids. The record is from RefSeq and is a predicted model, not a curated record. The transcript has 15 exons. NCBI's taxonomy places the organism in Eukaryota, Metazoa, Echinodermata, Echinoidea, Temnopleuroida, Toxopneustidae. Gene Ontology annotation, molecular function: acyltransferase activity, transferring groups other than amino-acyl groups.
CGCACAUACCGCGACGCGGGCGCGCAGCGCAGCGGCCAAUAUGCCCUAGGCCCUUAGUACCAUACCACUGACUGACCAAUCGAUCUGAAACAUUUGAACAAUUAAGCGAUGUCAGGUGUAACUUCAAGUGAAGCUGAUCAGGGGGAAAAUGAUGAAAUUGAUGUGGUUUCCAUGGAUACCAGAUCCCCAGGAGUAAAUAGGGAGGAAGCUAAGUCACAGGAUGAAGACAUUAUCAUGGAGACAGUGGAUGACCAUGAUGCAGAAGAUGAAGAAGAAGAGUCCUCUAAUGUGACCAUCAUCCAUGAGGAGGAAGAAAUGAGGGAAAAUGUAGAUGUAACAGAGGACGAGUCCUUGGGGGAUCAGUGUUACUGUGAAGGCAAAGGGGAUGGUCCGAUGAUCUCUUGUGAAAAAUGCAAGAAGUCUUUUCAUUUAGCUUGCUUCAAAACUGGCAAUCCUACAACUCUAGAAGGGGACAUUUUCUUCAAACUGAAUUGCAGUACAUGUAUGGCGCCUGAAGAUGAGACAGUGGAAAGAAUGAGAUUGACUUGGCAACAAGUUGUGAUGCUGUCUCUGUACAAUUUAGCACUAAGAAGGAGUGGGAGGAGAGGAUUUUUUCGCUGGAAGGAAGACAUCUGUGAGUUUAUUUCUCUACACUGGAACCUCAUCUUUGGAGCACAUAAAAUCAAGACAACCACUUGGCAUGGUACAGUUGCUGGUGUAUUAUCCGUAGGUAACAAACAGCUUUUCAGAUCUGGUGCUACAGAGUUCAAUGAGACAGGAUGGUGGACAUUGAUUGAAAACAAACCUCCAACCCUUAAACAAGAACCUUCAUUAAAAGCAAAACAAAUUGGUGGGAGAAAAGUGCGAACGGUGUUCGAGCCUACCAUCAAAGUCGAAGGUUUGCGGAAUCGAAAGAGGGGCACUUCAGCAGAGUCAGCAAUAGAACUCAAGGAAAAGCGAUCAAGAACACAGGAAGCUAAGGAUAUUCGACGAGCAAAGCAAGCUUCAGAAGAGGAAUAUAAGAAGAAACAUCAGAAAGACAGCAAGGACGAUGAGAGUAGUCUAGAUAGCUUUACCGGGAGUGAGAAUCUGGGUCAGCCGACUGCAGUACCCGAUUCCCCAUCAAUUCUUAGCCUUCUUGGAGGAGAUAAUAGUUCAGAUUCAUUCACAUCUAACCUCCUCAACGAGAGUGAUCUUACACCAGAAGUUAACCUUCCCGUCAUGCUGAUGGCUGGUGAUGAGGAAGAUGCACUAUGUCUUGGUGGGAGCAAAGGCCUAUCUGACCUAUCAACACCACCCCCGCCCAUCAUCGUGAGUCGGCAAAUUAGCAACGAGUCCUCUCAAGAUUCUCUGAUGGAAGGUUUUAGUGAAGCCCCAUCUUUUGCAGGAUCUCUCAGAUCUCUGGAUAGUUCGGCAAACAGUGGCAAAGAGAACAAGUCAAGAAAACAUAGGGUCAAAGGUCAAACUGAGAUUAAGGGCAAGGAUGCAGCAGAGGAGGAGGAAGAAGACUCAUUUAAACCAAAGUUUCUUCCAAUGAGUGUGUAUGAGGAAAGACAGCUUCUGAAACUCUUAGAAUCAUGUUCUGAUGCAGUAGAUGCAGAUCCAGUUGCUAGGAGACUAAGGAGAAAGCUUCUUAUUAGGCAGGAGAAACGAGCAAGGGGUCAGCCACUUUUUGACCUUGAUGCCUCCUUGCAGCAGAUGUUACAACAUCGGUGUCACAUGACACCGUCCAAGAUGGCACGGUCCGUCUUUACCCAGAGUCCAUGUAGGGGAGGGGUCAAUCCCCAGGGUGUGGGGAUGCAGUAUGUGUCAUCGGGUCAACAAGAAGGAGAUUACAGGAUUCUAGAUCGGUUUCAGAUGUCUCACUACUCUGCUCCAACAGUCCAUCAGACUCAGACUUCCUUCAAAGCCCGACUUGUUGGUUGCAAUGAGUCUGCUAUGAUGCAAAGUAUCGUCAGUCCAUAUACAGCUAGGGUUCUGAAGCCUUUCAUACGGCGCGAUGCAGAGUCCAAACCUCUCAAGCUCUGUCUACUCCAGGAGAUUGUGGAGCACCAUCGCAGAGUAGAUCCAUCAUUUCAGGCACCUCCUGUUGCACCGAUCGACUACUGCUAUGUUCGCCCUCAGCACAUCCCCUCCAUCAACGCUCUCUGCCGAGAGUUCUUCUGGCCAGGCAUUGACUUAUCGGAAUGCCUUCAUUAUCCCGACUUCAGUGUGGUAGUUCUUUAUCGUAAGGUUGUGAUUGGUUUUGGGUUCAUGGUUCCUGAUGUCAAAUACAACGAAGCCUACAUAUCAUUUCUAUUUGUCCAUCCAGAAUGGAGAAAUGCAGGCAUUGGUACUUUCAUGGUCUACCAUCUUAUUCAAACUUGUAUGGGCAAAGAUGUGACACUGCAUGUAUCGGCCAGUAACCACGCCAUGUUGCUCUAUCAGAAGUUUGGAUUCAAGCAGGAAGAACUCUUUUUGGACUUUUAUGAUAAAUAUUACCCUGAGGAUAGUCAGGAAUGUAGACAUGCUUUCUUCCUAAGGCUGAGGAGAUAGCACCAAGGUGAAUCAUGGAGCCGGUUAACCCAUUGGAUUGUGUUGAUAAGGACUACAUGUGUAUUCUGUGAAGUGUAGCAAACGGAGAGGUUCAAACAAAGAGAUAACACAAAGACAGUAAACAACUCUGACUUUGGUAUAUAAAGCCGAGUUAACCACCAACAAGAAAUAGAGUGGAUUGAGAGUAUCCCUCUACUGGCAGCCCAGACAAGCCACUUUGUUUGUAGAUUGUGAAUGCCGAGAUUACUACACCAAUGAAUCAUGUUUUGGCUGAAGUAGAACCAUAGUAGAACCACUACUAAGGCAGAUUCCAUCAUGGCAUUCCUAUUAUGGUAAUAAAAAUGCUUUAUAGUCUGAGAGUGCCAUCACAUGAAUAUAUGAUUGAGUAAAUUAGCAUGUAAUCUAUGUAUAAUUUAGAGAGCUACUCCAAGCUGAUUUGAAAACAAACCUGUAGUUAAUUUAAUUCAGGCAAAA